UAAAUAAAGGGGAAAGGGUGCCAAGAGGAGGCUUGAAGAGGGCUCUGGAGCAACCGACUCCUCUCUCCUUUUCCUCUUAGCUCCAAGCUUCCUUCUUCCAACCAUUUCACCUUUACCUGUUUACCAACCAAAGCGAUCCGAACUGAACCUGGAAGAAGAGAAGCGAAGCAUGGUGGUAACCUCUUUCUCCUCCUCGUCUUCUUCUUCGUGUGCUUCUUUUGGUUCCUUUGACGAUGUCUCUGUCAAGCCCGUUGCCGCCGGGGGCACCAUCAAGUUCCUCUGCAGCUAUGGCGGCAAGAUCCUCCCCCGUUACCCCGACGGCAAGCUCCGCUAUGUUGGUGGCCACACCCGUGUCCUCGCCGUCGACCGCUCCCUUCCCUUCUCCGAGCUACAGGGGAAGCUGGAGGAGAUGUGCGGGUGGGGAGCGGUCAGUCUUCGCUGCCAGCUGCCGACGGAGGACCUCGACGCCCUCGUCUCCGUCACCUCCGACGAGGACCUCGCCAACCUCCUCGAGGAGUACGACCUCGCCAGCCGCGACCGUGCUGAUCCCUUAAAGAUCCGGGC
Messenger RNA from Elaeis guineensis (African oil palm), 564 nucleotides. RefSeq lists its product as uncharacterized. Gene Ontology annotation, molecular function: protein binding. Lineage: Eukaryota; Viridiplantae; Streptophyta; Magnoliopsida; Arecales; Arecaceae. The record is from RefSeq and is a predicted model, not a curated record.